CUAUAAAAGCGGCGAGAUUAAAGGAUCGACAUGCAGUGCAUCUACAGAACACCGAACACCCUCACGAUGGCUGUUCGUGCUCUUGGCUUAGUGCUCUUGUUUUCACUCGUCGCGUCACUUUCAGGGUUGCCACCGCCUCCACCACCGUCUUCUCCAGAGUUGACUGUAAAUACACACGAAGAACACACACUGUCAACCGAGCUGCAGCCGCCGCCAUUAGACGAGAAAGAACACCAUGCUACACUUUACAUAAUUAAUUUGUAUGCUGUGAAGAAUAGCAGCGGCAAUACGUCGGAGGAAAUCUUUGAGAAUGAUGUCAUCGAAGCUGUACCUGAAAUAGCGGAGCCGUUCGCUACUGUUCUCUUACUGGUAGACGAUGAAGACGAGGAAAAGAAACGCUCAGCCGCCGACCUCGACGAAUUUGCGGAGGGAUUGGAAAACAAAGGAAUCAAGGUCGACAAGAUCGACCUGAACAAGGAUAAAUUGCUCAGGGUGAAGUUGCAUAAGUUUGAGGCGCAGAGUAUGGUGGAUGCGGCUGCGAAACCGGGCGAUGCGACGAAAGAUCGCAAGAAGAGGACCGUCUGCAUGAAGUGCGGCGGAGGCGGAGGCGGAUACGGUGGUGGUCAUUAUGGUGGUCAUUAUGGUGGUCAUGGUGGUGGAGGGUAUCGGACAGCAGUUGUAGUACCAGUUGUAGUCAUACCUAUUGCAGGAGGUGGUCAUAGAGGUGGUUAUGGAGGAGGCAAACAGCCUUAUGGAGGCGGUGGAUAUCCGAGCGGCGGCGGCGGCGGUUGUAAUACUUGCGGCGGCGGCGGUUAUGGAGGAGGCGGAUCGUACUCUCAAUCAUCCGCUUCGGCGCAAUCUUCUUCUGGAAGCUGGGGAGGAAAAUGAGCGGCGCGUGUUUAAUCGUUAUUUAAUAAAUGUGUUGCCAUUAAUGAUUUAUGCUGCCUUGUCAUGUUCAAUACACAGCGCGAGGAAGAAGCGCGGAUUCUUCGAACACUUUAAACCACUACGAAUAAACGCUGCGGAUAAUAAUAACAUUCGAUAAUAGUCUCAAAAUGUUGUAACAUGACGCAUUCCUGUUUGUUCAUUUGUAUAACACACUUGUACUCGGCGGAUGAUAGCCGUGAAUAAACAUCAAAACAGGUUUGGCUUUAACAAAAAUUAUGACUCACUGUGCUAUUUGGACGUAAAACAACUUCCGGGAAAUAAUUGCAAGCUUAGUGAUUGGUUUCUCAUGGAUCUUUAGCGGAAGAAGCGCUGCGUGUUAACGAGACAUGUUUGCACAUCUUCGCGUGGCUUUAAUACUCCAUUUAUUCCUGCGCUUCUCGAUAUAAACCUGCACUUAUGAUAAUCAAACAAUCCACCGCCAUUAUCUCUCUUUUUUGUUUAACUCGCAAAUUCGCGAAACUGCCAAUUUUUCGAAAGCACCUUCACGAGUCAAGAACCGAUAAUUCGCUAAUCUCCACAUUUUUACGGCGUAAUUUUUUAACAGAGAUAUUCGAGGAUAAAUGUCUCUCUCGAAUGAAAUCAGAAUAAGACCCGUAUGAAGAUUGUAACGCGUGAAGAAACGUGAGACAAACGGUCAAGUAUCAUUUUCAAAUUCGCGAACCGUAAUGCGCGCACGAAUCCGUUCUAUAUUAUCACGCGAAACCCGUUCUGCGUUAUCAGCCCGUCGUGAAUUCACCGGCAGAAAGUUCGAAACCGGAGCGGCGCAAUCUCGCACGGUUCUUUUCUCGCGACACGCUCCGCGAGAUCGGCAUCAUAAGUAACUCGUACGCGUUUCUAUCAGCUGGAUCUAGGCGCCACGGCCUUAACCGGACUCUCUAUAAAUACGACCGGUAUGAGAGCGCGGCACCGCAGCCGUCGCGGAACGAUUUCAACGAUGCGCCGGCCGACCGUCUGCAACAGCGAGUGGCAACAGUAAUUACGGUGCAAGUUGGGUGAACGUAACGGUAAAGUUUCGAUUCUUUCCGCCGUCUCUUCGCGCCGGACGGGGCAAAAGAGAGUACCGCGACAACGCGGAGCGAAUUAUCCGCCGAAACGUGAAGCUGGUCGGAAAUCGGUAGCAGCCGGUUAUCGAGCAAGUUGAUCCGAUCGAACGCGAGCGCUCGCACGCCGAAAUAAUCCCUUCGGCGUGCUCAUCGGUGCUGAUUACGGAAAAUAAAAAAGGACGAAUAUGAGGAGCGUAAAUUCAUACCGAUUAAAAUGGCUCAUCACUUGCUACGUGCGUCAGCAAUCUGCAAUUUUUUCCUCCUGAUUUCACGGCCGCAACUACAAGUGACGAUUGCGUCGAGGAUUUUUUUUCUAAUUUCCUUUAGCUACAUCUCACUCAUGAUUAACUACCUAUCAUUCUUCAAGACACCACAUUCGAUAAAGCUAUUGUUAAAAUUAAGGUCAAGUUCUGCCGUAAAAAAGAUUUAGUUAAGAACAAGCAAAAAAAAAACAAGACUAAAAGCAUAUGCGAAUAAAUAGAAAAAACGUGCGUAUUGUAUUUUAUUUCUAACGCUAAUUAAUAAUUACGCUCGAUAUGCGCCGAACGCGUGCAAUUUUACAUUUAUAAAUUGAAAAAAAA
This is a messenger RNA of Linepithema humile (Argentine ant), 2572 nucleotides long. The record is from RefSeq and is a predicted model, not a curated record. NCBI's taxonomy places the organism in Eukaryota, Metazoa, Arthropoda, Insecta, Hymenoptera, Formicidae.